GUGAAAGUGGCAUGGUGUUUUGAUGACGAAACGUGUGUAACCUGACAGUAUAAAUAAUACAUGGAAAUUACUUUGGUUGAGACGAAGAACCGAGUUAUAUGGAUGACUUAGCAUUACAGGGAUUGUCCUCCUCAUGUGGACUUGGCCAGACUAGGGCUGUUGAGUACUUUGAACAGCUCAAAAUAUCACCAGAUGGUUGGAAAUUAUGUGCUCAAGCUUUUACAAGUGGAGUGUACCAUGGAGAUGAUCACAUCGAGUUCUUCUUUCUUCAAGUGGUGGAACACUACCUUAAGACAAGCUACCCACAUUCGAGCAAUGAGGACCAUUCGAACAUUAAAACCCUGGUGAUGGCUUGUCUACAGCUGGAGGGCAGUGAGGUCAGCAGUAACAAAAGCUUUAUUCGGAAUAAGGUUGCACAGAUUGUCUCCCUUGCAUUUAUUGUCGACUACCCAUACAGAUGGUCUUCAUUCUUCUCGGACGUCCUGUCGACCUUGAACCUCGGUCCACUCGCCGUCGAUAUGUAUCUGCGUAUUCUCCUGGCUAUCGACGAAGAAGUGGUGGAUCGGGAAAUUGUUCACUCUCCAGAAGAAAGCCGACGCAAUACCCUUAUUAAGGAUGCAAUGAGAGAUAACUGUGUGUCACAGCUGGCGGACUCUUGGCAUCAGAUCAUGACUCGCUAUGAAACAUCAAAACCAGAGAUCACGUGUCUGUGUUUGGACGUUGUUGGGACGUUUGUGUCAUGGAUUGACAUAAGUCUUAUCGCCAAUGACAAGUUUGUGUCACUUCUUCUGCGGUUCCUGUCGAUGACACUGCUCCGAGAAAGUGCUUGUGAUUGCAUUCAUGAGAUUGUCAGCAAAGGCAUGGAUCCGGUGGCCAAGACAACCCUGGUGGAAUCCUUCAUGUCUGUUCUCGAAAAUUCUGGAAUUCUUAAACCACCAGAGGAUGAAGAAGGAGAUUUUCUUGCUAAGCUGUCCAAACUUAUGAAUGGAAUCAGUCUUGCUCUGUUAUCGGCAUGGCAGAAACUGGUGAGAAUCGGAGAUGAACAGAAUGCUAACAUCACUCUUAAUGCUCUGGAGGCUAAAAUACCAUACAUCCUGCGUUUCCUUGGUGACGAAGACGACGAUGUUUCUGGUGCCGUGGCGAUAUUUGCUCAGGAGUACAUUAACAGUCUUAAACAAGUGUCUAGUCUGAGUCAGCAACAACGGGAAAUUAUUGAGGGAUUGCUGAUUACAGUUGUUAAGAAAAUGAAGUACGAUGAAUCCUACAACUUUGAGCAAGAGGGUGAAGAUGAAGCCAUGUUCCAGGACUACCGCAAACAGAUGAAGACAAUUUUCAACAACUUAGCACAGUUGGAUUCACAGCUAAUUAUUCUGACAGUGCACAACUUUGCCACACAGAUAUUACCUCAGUGGGAAGCGGCCAGUAUUGAAGAUGUCGAAAUGGCCGUUACACUUUUGUAUAUGUUAGGAGAAGCCGUUCCGGCCUCUCAUGGUCAACAUUUCAGUGGCAAUCUAGCCAAGACGUCAGCUCUGCAAGAGAUGAUGAGACUGCUGAUUACCAGUCGUGUGAGUUCGAAUGGUCACAUGAUCAUCCAGCUUCAGUUCUUUGAAACAGUUGUCCGAUACGACAAGUUCUUCAGCUGUGAACCAGAGCACAUUCCUCAUGUUGUUAUGGCAUUUCUUGACGAGAGAGGUUUCCGACACAGAUCACCAAAAGUGAGAAGUCGAACAGCUUACUUAUUUUCCAGAUUUGUUAAAGGAUUGAAAUCUCACAUGCAGAACUACCUGGAAGACAUUCUCAAACAGAUGCAGGACCUCCUCGUGUUGAAUACACCCGACAAUGGGUACCAGCAGUUCCUGUCGGACGAUGACCAGCUCUUCAUGUACGAGACGGCUGGCAUUCUCAUCACAUCCAGUGGCCUGUCAUCAGAGAAAAAGCAACUGCUCAUGAGAAACCUGUUGGCACCAAUAGCAACCAAGUACGAAGGUCUUCUCGGAAAGUUUUUCCAGGAAACGAAUGAACAGAGGCAGCUGGCUUAUGCACGCUGCAUUACUAGCGCUAUGGCACUUGCAAGCCGUGCCAGUAAGUGUUUUUCAAGCCAGCAGACGAUGAAGCAGAGCGGGUGUAUCGAGGUGUUCACCGAGCUGCUCAAGCUGUUCCUGGUGGCGCUCAACGCCCCCGCUCACCGCCAGAUGCUGCACACGGGGGUGAGGCAGUACCUCCACCGCAUGGUCGUGUGUCUGGAGAAGGAGAUCCUGCCCUUCAUCCCCAUCAUCCUGGAGAACCUCCUCAAACAGCCCGAGGUCAAGGAGCUGUACGACUUCAUACCGCUCCUCAACCAGCUCACCAUGAAGUUCAAGAGUGCAAUAACCCCAUUUUUAAGUGAGAUUUUCAUGCCGUUUGUGAGUACAAUAUUCCAGACAUUAGCAAUACCAUCUGACGAACGUGACCAAGUGGCUGCCACAGAGAAAAAGCUACUACAGCGAGGAUAUUACCAAUUUCUGUCGACUAUCAUUAGCAAUGAUGCCAUAGAUGUUUUGAAAGUUCAGGAUGUUCAGAAUUUGAACGAGGUUUUGAUGUCUGUUGUACAAGGGGCUGUUGAGUGUCCAGACCCCACUAGUCAAAAAACAUGCUUCAGCAUUCUGAGGAAAAUGAUUGACAUCUGGGGAGGCACAAACAACAUCAUGGGAUUUCUGGAUUUCAUGUAUAAGAACGUCAUUCCAGCAUGCUUUCUGGCUCCUCUCAAACCCACGUUUGACCUGUCGGAUGCACAGACAACUCUGGUUUUAGGUGAAAGUGCUAUGUGCUUAAAAACUAUUCUUGACAAAAGAGGUGAAGAAGUGAUUGCCUAUCUUCAGGGUGAAUAUUUACCAACACUCAACUUACCCCCACAACUCACACAGGAGUUUUGCCAAGCCAUGAAGACGGAUCAAAAGACUUUUAGAAAUUAUAUGAAAACAUUUUUUCUGAAGGCCAAGUCAUGACAAAGGGAUGCUUGAAGAUGCCGCACUUCCCAGAGUGAUCGAUCUUGAUAGACAUUUCUACUGAACUUUUCCCAUAAUGCUUUGCGAGAAUCCUAGAAUGAGUCGUUCAUCCGCUAGUAUGAUGGAAAUCGCAAUCAAUGGACGUAUGCAGAUAUUAAAAUCUCAUUUGGCCAGAUCUCCAGGCAUAACUUACUAUAGAAAGGAGUAGUUAUCAUACUGCUAUCUUUUAUACCACAGCGAAUCGCUUCGACUACUGUGAUGGAAAUUCAAGGCAGUCUGUUUUACAUAGGCUUGCAUACACACUAGUUUUGUCAUGAAGCUAUAAUAGUCAGGGCUGGUGUUGUCUUUAAUUGGAUUACACAGUUACUUAGAGUACCAUAAUUUGGGUAACAAUGAUGUGAACUGUUCAUACUAACAGCAGCCCGCUGAUUGUUAUAAGGGCCACUCCUUUUGAGACUUGCCUUAGUGUGCCAAAUAUCCUUUGCAUUCUGCACUGGGGAGCUUCCCAUGUCUGCCUAAUUGUUUGUUGUGUGAUGUGUGAAUGAGUUGGUAAAAAGUGAAAACGUUAUGACACUUGAUACAAGGGUUAUAUUUACUUAUUAAAUUACUGAUCAAACUAGGUCAGUAGAAUGUUAUAAAAAAAACCUUGCUGUUACAAUGGAAAAUUCUACUUUAGUAGUUAAGAUUGCUUAAGUCAAAGGAUUGAAUCUCUCUCCGAUACAUUUUUUCCUGUUCCAACCAGUGCAUCACAACUAGUUUAUCCCAGGCUAUUGGAUGUGCUUUUCUGUAUAUGGGAAAAUGCAUGUAAAAGAUGCCUUGCUGCUAAUGGAAAAAUAAAGCAGAUUUUUUCUUAAGAUUUUAUGUCAGAAUUAUCAAGUUUGACAUCCACUAGUUGAUGAUUAAUAGAUCAAGUUCAUCAACGUACUGUAGUGGUUUCAUUAAAGAAAACAGACUAACAUUUUUAGCUGUUUAACAAUCAGCCUUAAGAUGUGUAGUGCUAAAUUCAUAUUGUAGUACAAUCUCCAACACAGAGUGAGUUUUAAGAGCUCAUUGGAGAGAUGGCUGAAAUGUGUAACCAGGACAGCAUGCAUGAACCUUGAGUAGAAUUAAGCUCCGAAAUGAAUUAAAAAUGAAUACGAACAGUGUUAAUUAACAUCAAUUUAUUAGUUUGUUACAUAGAGAAUACUGCCAUAAGUGACCAUUACAUACCAUUUAUCUUGCAAUGAGUUGUAUAUUAUAUGUUAAGACAUAUCUAAUGAGUGAAAGUUAGCUGGAUACAUUUUUAAACAAUGAGUUGUAAGAGAAAUGGUAUUCAAAUGUUCAUUAAUGUAGUGUAAUAUUCUUACAUUGGUCACAGAUCAGUCGGGUUAAGUAUUCAUAAAAAGAGAAAAUACUCCCAACUUUUCUUUAAUUUUAAUUUUUCAAUAUCUGCAACACAGACCUAUAAAAUUGUAAUGAAAUAAUGUGAAAUAUUACUGGUGCUGAUAUUGGAUACGAAUGCUCAUUACAUGCACAGAUAAUUAAAAUGAAUAUUUAAUAUAUUAGUAUAUUUGGCAUUAUGGAGUUACAUGCUCAUCUUGGGCAUUGACAGUUGAAAUAAAAUCCAGUGGAUAAUUUCCUCUUUUUUUCUUAAUCCUGGCCUCUGGGUAAUAUAGUGAUUGGAAGAGUGAACCCUUGACACAAUGGAAGAUUUUGACCAAUCAACUGUUGGGAAGUUUGGACCGGUCUGUAGGAUGGGAGGGGGGGGGGGGGGGGGGGGGGGGUGAAUGCACUGUGUUACUAAGAUGCCAGGAUAAGUAAGUAUUCAUGAAAAGAAAAAAACUAUGAAAAUUUUUCUACCUACUGAUGUAUUGGCCGUGAUGGGCACUUGAUUCUUAACAUGAAGCAAAGUUUAUUACUGGUUUGUUAGCAAUGACAGGGUUAACAUCGUUUGUUGCUGUUGGUAACAGUUGUGUGAAUUGUAAAUGUUUGUUUCAGUUGAGUGCUACUAUAACAUUGUGUAAUAGUUUUCAUGUUAAUUGUCAAGUAUGUCAAAAUUAAAAAGGAUAGGUCCAGUUUUCUGUUAUAAAUGGCAAGGAGGAACCUGUCAGUAAAUUGCUACUAAGUGACAUACACGCAGACUACAGAAUGGUUGUAUGUACAUUUUUAUGCAAUUCGUUACCCUUUGCAUUUUAUUCAGUUCAAUCUAUUUUUUAGUUGCAUAUUUAAAUCUAAUUGCAAUAAAUUUCAAUCUGUAACUUAUUAUCUUUCCUUUACGAAUUAAAAAGCGAGAUAAAGUUAUUGAUUUUCUGAUGGCGACGAUGUUGAUAUUUACAUUAAAGUUUUACAUUUCGAUCAGCUUACCACAAACUAUAAACCAUACAUCAAUGAAACUUGGUUUAUCACUUGACCGAAAAGGUUUAUGAUAGGUGAGACGUUUAAUUCCACAGAAUUCUUGUUGUCUUUGUAAAAUUACAUAUCUGUGAAAAAUGAAUUUUAGAUCAUUUAAUGCCACAUUAAAAUGCUGAAAACCAUGUCACUGUGACUGUUUUAUAUAUAUAUAUAUAUAUAUAUAUAUACAUACACUCUGAAUCAUGUUAUUAAUAAUGUUUAUAAUAGUAGUGUAAAGAAAAAGUCUUUAUUUUGAUCUAGAAAUAUGUGUUAAAUCAAUUAUGUUAAAGGUAUGGGUAACGUGGUUUGUUUUUUUAAUCUACAGAAAAAUAUUAUCAAAUAUAACUUGCAAUUUACCUGUUAAAUUUAUAAAUAUAUUGUUGCAAUGUAAUUCUUCAUAACUUGAGAUUAGUUUUUUUUUCUUUAUAUCAUGCAUAAUGGUACUGACAAGAAUUUUGAUUAAAAAUUUUGAGUGGGCAAAGAAAUUUUAAUGAUUUAAUUAUUUUAGUAAAACCUUUCGCACAGAGCAAGGAGUGUAUCUUUAAAAAAAAAAUUUAACUCACGAAAUUUAUUUAUAAACAAAUUUGUUUUGUUUUGUUUUGUUUUAUUUUAUUUUUGUUCUGUUGUGAUGUCUUUUCUUUUUAUGUAGAAGAUAUGUUUCAGUUUGGGGUUUUUUCAAUUCUCAGGACUUGUGUAUUUUUUAGUUUUUUUCAAACAUGGGCAUUAAUGGUAUAUAACAAUCACAUGUACAGUGUUAGUGAAUGUAAAAUGUAUGCCAGCGAUUUUCGUUCCUUGUUAUAAGAUCAUGAGUUUAAGGAAUUUUCAAAAUGUACUUUUUCUGAUUUAUGACAAAAUCAAAUGUGUUGAUGAUUAUUGGAGAAAAAUGUUACUACAAAUGUUAUUGUAGAAGGCAAAUUUGUUUAUAGUUGUGAGCAAUCCUGCACCUGAUUAUAUUACUAAUCGGAGCUUAUUGCUUAUGGAACUUGUGACUUUGAAUUUAAUGCCAUACAAAAUGCAUACAUUACUGGUAGUCAGGGAUUUAUCGAGGUGUUCUGUGGGUCUGAACAUAGACUCCUUCCAAACAGUAAGUGGCCCUAAAAAAUUCCCAAUUUCUAUACCAAAAAUUCCCAGUAUAUAUAUUUAAUUACAUUGUAUAUCUGUUCUAAUAAAUUAAUUUAACUGGUGUACUGCAUCAUUCAGUGGCAUGAAAAACUAUCCGAAGUAUGAUUUACUUGCGCUAAUUUUCCCAAUCUCUGAAAAUUACCAAUUUUUAUACUAAAAAUUCCCAGUAUAUAUAUAUAUUUAAUUAUGUAUGUUCUAAUAAAUUAAUUUAACAAUUGUGUACUGCAUCAUUCAGUGGCCUGAAAACAUAUCCAAAGUAUGAUUAUAACUCAUGUUAAUUUUCCCAAUCCCAUCAGUCGUGGGAUCCUGGCCACAAAUCCUGGAUAAAUCCCUGUUAGUGUAAAUUAAUGCAGUACAUUUGAGCUAUGAAUUCAAAGUUUAAUUAAAACAGGCCAGAUUUCAAUUUGAAUUUCUAAGAUUAUCUUAUUUCACAUUGGUUAAAGUUACAGCUAAAUAUUUGAAGUAUAUUUACAAAAAAAAAAAAAAAAAAAAAAAAUAUAAUAAAAAAAAAAAAUGAAUAAAUUAAACAAAACAAAACAAAACAAAAAGCCCCUGCAAUAUUUUGAUGUACUAAUAUGUCAAUAACUACCUCCAAAAUUUUUGAAAAUGGCAUAUUGUAUGACAAAUAUUUCAGAUGUCCUUUUAUACGAGUAAUCUGUUUUAACUUUCAGUUUGAAAACUCUGGCCCAGAAACAUAACAUACUAACAUUUCAGAAUAGUGAUAGCUCAUUUUAAAAUGGCAUUGCUUUUUGAUCUGUUUGCAAAACCACCCUUAAGCACUAUGUUUAAAAUAAAAUGAUUGGACAUACAUUCUGAGUGCUAUAAUUGACCUAAUGAAUUCUUCAUGCAAGACUUGAUAGUUUCAUGAAAUCAUCAUGAAAUCAUGAAAACAAUCAGAACUAGUAUUUGUACAACCCCUCACCCAGCUCUACAUCUUAUUUACCCCCCCCCCCCCCCCAAAUAUGUUAUAGCUGAAAAGUAUUAAUAUAUCCAUAAAGUUUGCAUUGCCUCAGAACUCUUCCCCCCCCCCCAGCUUCUCUAGGUCUAGAUAUAAAUGGAAAACCUCACCUGUGGAGAAAAUGUGGGAAAAGUAUUAAUUUAUUUAUAAACUUUGAAAAAAUCUUUUUUUAAUUAAAAGGCAAAGCUUUAUUCAAAUUUGUUUUGGUAAUGAUUAGUCAAAUUCUAAAAAUUUCAAAGCUAAAUAACAUCACAAAAUAAAAGAUGAACUUUGUAUAUAUAGUUACAGAAAUAAUGAAAGAAAGUUUAAAAUUCAUUAAAUGUUUGUUUUUUCAGUUACUUCUUCAGAAUCUACAAUAUCUAAAGUUCCCUAUAGUAUUGGAAGAUCCAUACACAAAGUACUGUAAUUCCAUGAUUAAUACUGUUUAGUACCACAGAUACCCAAAAAUCAUGAAGUAAUUGUGGUAUGUAUAUGAUAAAACCAUUGGCAAGGAAACCACCCCAGUACUGUUUGAUGAGACAAGUUAACCUGAUUAUUAUGGAUUUCAGAUCAUUAAAGUUACUUUUUGCUAUACUGGGCCCAAUUUCAUAAAACAUUGUAGGCCUAGUUUUACAUGUAAACCUAAAUCUACGACUAAACCACAGUUUUUAUUACUAUUAUAGUUAAAACAAAUAUAGUUAAAAGUACAAAUAUUUCAUUUUCUUUUGUCCUUAAAAUGCUUCAUCUUCUGUAAUGAUGUAAUUUUCUGUGUGAAAUAGAUGCCAAACAGAUGUAAAUGUAUGCCCGGUAUAACUGCUAGUCACAGACGUAAACUUACGAUGUUUUGUGAAAUAGGCUUCUGAGCUUGGCCUCUUACAAUAUGAUUCAUCACACCUGGACUAUCCUAUCUUCAUUUGGAUUAGUUGUUAGGAUAUUCCAGGGCCUGUGAUUAUAAAACUUCAGCGUCAACUCAUAUCUAUAAUGAUAUCACACACAUACAAUUUGUAUGUCAUUGCCAUGAUGGUGAAGUCACAAACCCUAUAAAGUCUUGAGUCUAGACUCUAAUAGUUUUAUAAUCAUGGGGCCUGAGCUUAUAGUAUGGGAAGAACGUGCAUAUACGUGUCGUAAGGGAUCAUAAUAAGUAUGUACCUGUUACUUCAUUUCUCAGUUGAUAAAACACACUCCCUGGAAAUUGGCUUUAAAUGAAUUAAACAUAAACGGGUGUACCAGACAGCUGUGGUGUGGGGUUGGGUGAAGAUGAUGAAAGCCCUCUCAUGAUUAAGGAAUUAAACAGAAGCAGGUGUACCAGACAGGCGUGGGGUGGGGUUGGGUGAAAAAGAUGAUGAAAGCCCUCUCAUGAUUAAAGAAUUAAACAGAAGCAGGUGUACCAGACAGGCGUGGUGUGGGGUUGGGUGAAGAUGAUGAAAGCCCUCUUAUGAUUAAGGAAUUUUUUCAAUUUGCACAACACAGACUGAUUUAAAUUUUGUGUUUAGGGCGGUCUUUAUAAUAUUAGUACAAUUGUAUUAUUUGGGGAGAGGAGGGAUGAUGUUAUUGCUUGAGGUGGGUUAAAUGCUGUCUACCAUAUAUGUGAUUGGUUUCUCUAACGAUUGCUAUUUUAUUCUACAUAUAGUAUUUUUCUAGAAAUUGGAGUAAUUAAAAAACAUUCAUGACAGAUUCCUUCAAAAUAGUCCCCUCCCCUUUGUAGUGUGCCAAUAUUCAGACAUAGUGUUGAAGGUCAUAACUUUUCCAAAGGUAUUUUCAACUUUUGAACUUGUCACAAGUUCCAUAACUGGAAUACAAUAUUUCUGUGAUAUUUGUAAAGGAAAUGUCCAUCAACUGUCAUAACCUUUGCAUUGAGUUAUUAUGCAGUAGGCUUUAUUGAUUGUGUUAAAUACUGCACUGCAGCAAAUGGUCAGUUAUGAUGAUUGUGCAAAUAAAAUCUUUAAAAUCAAUUCACCCAAUAUUUCUUUAUUUAUGCAAAUAUGUUUUGUAAAUACAAACAUGAAAAAUAAAACUAUUUAAUAUUUCUUCA
This is a messenger RNA of Gigantopelta aegis, 9445 nucleotides long. RefSeq names its product exportin-T-like. Gene Ontology annotation, biological process: tRNA re-export from nucleus. Gene Ontology annotation, molecular function: tRNA binding; small GTPase binding. The record is from RefSeq and is a predicted model, not a curated record. Lineage: Eukaryota; Metazoa; Mollusca; Gastropoda; Neomphalida; Peltospiridae. Gene Ontology annotation, cellular component: nuclear matrix; cytoplasm; nuclear pore.